This is a messenger RNA of Candidozyma auris, 2988 nucleotides long. RefSeq names its product transcription elongation factor SPT5 (gene SPT5). Lineage: Eukaryota; Fungi; Ascomycota; Pichiomycetes; Serinales; Metschnikowiaceae. Gene Ontology annotation, molecular function: mRNA binding. The record is from RefSeq and is a predicted model, not a curated record. The transcript has a single exon. Gene Ontology annotation, cellular component: DSIF complex. Gene Ontology annotation, biological process: transcription elongation-coupled chromatin remodeling; regulation of transcription by RNA polymerase II; transcription elongation by RNA polymerase II. The coding region runs from base 1 to 2988 and encodes 995 amino acids.
AUGUCUGAUCAAAACAAGACUCAGACUUUGGUGAGCAACCAGGAUGUAGGGUCUGGAAACCAAAGUGCUGGUAAAAAACGCACAUUCGAAGAAUCGGUCAAUUCUGAGGGGGAUGAUUACAGCGUGGUUAACAAUGAGGAACAAGAUGAUGUUGAUGGUGUCGAGUCAGAAGGUGAGAACCAAUCAGGUUCUAAUAAUGAGGGAUUAAUACCUGAGCAGCUGUCAAGAAAUGCUGAUUUAGUGGAUGCCGAUAUUGGGGAGGGAUCAGAUGAUGAAGAAGAUGAGGACGCUGAAGAGGAGGAGGACGACGACGAAGAAAGUACAUCUCGUAAAAGAAAACGGAGAAGGGCGAACCAGUUUCUCGAUAUUGAAGCUGAAGUCGAUGAUGAGGAGGAGGACGAACUAGAUGAUGAGGACGAAGAGGCGGAACUUUUACGUGAACAGUUUAUUACAGAUGAUCAUGUGGACAAACAGGAAGGGUUGCCAUCUCGUCCUGAUGAUGACAGACUUCAUAGACAAUACGAUCAACGUCGGCAAAAGGCUGAGGAUCAGGAUGCCGAGGAGCUAGCGGAAACCUUGAAACAACGCUACAGAAAGUCCCACACUGCUUAUAGAGGUGAUACAACAGCCAGCGGGACCGUAUCUCAAAAGUUGCUAAUGCCUUCCAUCAAUGAUCCUGCGAUUUUUGCGAUUCGCUGCUCUCCGGGUCGCGAGAAGGACUUGGUAAGAAAGCUUUACGAGAAGAAAAGGACUUUAGCACGGUCUGGACGCCCACUUGAUAUUCUCUCAGUUUUCCAGCGGGACGCUUUCAAGGGUUAUAUUUAUAUUGAAGCCAAAAAGCCGGAGGCUAUUGAGCGUGCACUUACAGGCAUGGUCAAUGUUUACGCAAAACAACGAACCAUCGUGCCUGUUAGUGAAUAUCCUGACUUAUUAAAGCAGGUGAAGUCGUCUGAUGUUGAAAUUGUUCCCGGGAUAUAUGUGCGUAUUUCGCGUGGCAAGUAUAAAGGAGACCUUGCAAUCGUGGACAACCUCUCCGAGAACGGGCUUGAGGUGCGCUGUAAAUUGGUCCCCAGGCUUGACUACGGAAAGAACGACGAGGUUGACGCAGAUGGAAGAAGAAUCAAACUGAAAGUUAGACCUUUACCAAGAUUGUUCAAUGAGCAAGAAGCUCGCAUGUAUGACGCAGAACACUUGCAACCGGGAAGAGGGCCCCGAACGUUCAUUUACCGUGGAGAAGAAUACGUGGAGGGUUUCUUGAUGAAGGAUUUCAAGUUGCAAUUCAUCCAGACCAAGGAUGUUCAACCAAAAUUGGAGGACUUGGACCGAUUUCAAACAGGUAACUCUCAUGAUGAUGGUUUGGAUUUAGCCGCUGUCGCUGCUUCGCUUAAAGGAAAGUCACUGGAGAAUGACCUUUCUAACGCUUUUCAACCAGGAGAUAAAGUCGAAGUAAGAAGAGGUGAACAGGCAAAAACCGUUGGUAAGGUAUUAAAUGUAUCUCUCAAUGAAGUUCAAAUCUUGGUACUUGAUAGUGGAGAUGGCCAAUUUGUCAACAAAGAGCUUACCGUCCCUGCAAGCGAUCUCAGGAAGCUUUUUACGGCCGGUGAUCAUGUCAAGGUCAUCGAAGGUGUCCAUACAGAUGAGAGUGGUCUCGUUAUAAAGAUUGAUGGCGACUCAGUCGUAUUCUUGAGUGAUCAAACAAAGCAAGACGUUCGUGUUUUUGCGAAUUACUUGAUUAAGGCGACAGAUUCUUCGUCAAGCAGUGACAUAACGAAUAGCAAGUUUGAGAUAAAGGACCUUGUUCAACUAAACGCUUCCACUGUUGGUGUUAUAGUGAAAGCAGACAAAGGCCUUCUCGGAGUACUUACGUCAGAUGCCCGAGUGAUCACAGUAAAACCGACUGGUAUCGUUUCUAAGAUAACGAUGACCCGCAGAGAGCAAGUUGCGACAGACAAGAAUGGCCUCACCAUAAAAGUUGGAGAUACAGUGAAAGAAAGCAGCGGCGAAAAAAAGAAGGAAGGUGUGAUAUUACAUAUUUACAAGAAUGCUGUGUUCGUGGAGUCCCACGAAUUGCAUGAGAAUUUGGGCAUUUUUGUGGCGAGCGCUUUGAAUUUGACUACUGUUUCGACUAAGAACUCGAUGAUCUCGAAAACUCUUGGGCCAGACCUUAGCAGCAUGAACCCAAAUGUGAAGUUGAAAUCUCCAAUGGCGCCACCUAGCACCCGAGGUAAAAUGGGUGGCAGAGACAAAUUGCUUUACAAGGAUGUCAUCAUUAAUAACGGAAAUCACAAGGGCCUCAUGGGUAAAGUUGUGGAAACAGAUGACGUUGAUGCCCGCAUAGAAUUGCAUACUAAAGCCAAGAAGAUCAAAGUCAGCAAGACGAAGUUAAGUGUGAUUAUCCGUGGAGAGUCUAUCCCAUACUUAAGGUUUGUAGGUGCUUCAGAAGCUCGCGGGCCAGCUCAAUCAAUCGGGCCAGCGUUCUCGUCAGGCGCAAGAACAGCAUGGGGCGGAAAUACUCCCUCAGCUGAUACCGCUGCAUCUUCAUGGGGUGGUAAAACACCUUCAGCUAGCUCAGGAGGGGUGUCGUCGUGGGGAGGUAAUGGUAGCAGUUCGGCUUGGGGCAGUGGAGAAGCGUCAACCUGGAAGGGUGGAAGAGGGGGUUCAUCCGCAUGGGGAGGAAGUGGAAAUGGCGGAACCUCGGCAUGGGGUAACAGUGCGGGCACAUCUACGUGGGGUAAUGGAGGCAAUAAUUCUACGUGGGGAGGACAGAACGGUAUGAACUCUUCAUGGGGUCAACAAAAGGGAGGAAACAACUCUACUUGGGGCAACUCAGGUUCGCAUGGAGGAACUUCUGCCUGGGGAAAUCGUGGCGCUUCUUCCGUUUGGGGACAGAAAGAUGGCGGUAAUUCAACUUGGGGAUCUGGUCGUGCUGGUGGCUCAUCGAGUUGGGGCAAUCUGAAUAAUCAAAGCUCAUCAGGAUGGGGUCAGUAG